UACACAGGUCUGCAAUACCUCCGUUUUCUCUCUUUGGACGGACUUAGAGCCGUUUGUGAUGAAAAUAUUUUCGGCAUCCUUUCUCUUCCAAACUUGCACUGUCUUCGCAUACCUUCCACGCGAGUAACGGACGCUGGAUGGAUUGCGGCUAAGCAACACUUAAAUCUGAUCGGUUGCAGCUGCUUACCUUUGCGGGAGUUGAAUGCAUCUGGCCUCGGAUCCUCUCUGACGAACUCUGGCUUGAGCGCGAUUGUCUCUCUCUUUCCUCUGCUCAUGCGCUUGCACUUGAGGACUGCUCAUAUCACGGAAGACAUAGAACUCGCAGUUCCGACCUUGGAACAUCUCACCUAUUUGGACAUAACCUGCUGCCAGCAACUCUACUGCCUGCCACACGUUUUUAUACCUCCCUGCAGGGUGUCACUCGCUCACACUGGGCUGACCGAGAUACGCUUAACACACUGCAGUAUGUUGGAUUUGCUGACCGUUGUGCACCAGCUCAGAGGUCAACCAAUCCGAUGUUUGCGGGGAUUUGAAACGUUGGACUCGUUGAACGAACUAUCACUGGAAGCCUAUGCCGCGGCUGGAUUUCCUCUCGUUGAACUUAAUUUGCGCCCCAUCAAUUUCGACUGGAUGGUUCAAUCGCCAAGACUCCUAGCUGAGAUUUUGCUUCUGGUGGACCCCUCACAUCUUCUUUGGCUGCACUUACCACAGCAGCCCAUUCAGCGAGAGGAUGGAGAUGACUCCCUGGCAGUUGCGCUACGACACCUGAAGAGAUUUGAGCACCUGACAUCAUUGGGUAUGGGUGAACAAG
Messenger RNA from Dicrocoelium dendriticum, 811 nucleotides. The record is from the annotation of a GenBank genome assembly. Lineage: Eukaryota; Metazoa; Platyhelminthes; Trematoda; Plagiorchiida; Dicrocoeliidae.